CGUUUGCCUACUCCUUGCUUGCCUCGCUUCGACUGUCCAUGGCAACCAGUGACGCGACCGGAAGCCCGGCGGUGUUCGCUUCGUUGUCGGAGCCGACGGCCUUCACGGCCGCAUCCGACCUUACCAUCGACUGGUCGGCUAGCAGCGGCGGCCGCGUGGCGAGGCCAUCGUCCCGGCGGCGGCCGAGGGCCUCCAGAAGGGCCCCCGUCACCAUGCUGAACACCGACACCGCCAAUUUCCGGGCGAUGGUGCAGCAGUUCACCGGCGUCCCGUCCGGUCCCUAUUCCUCGGGUUAUCGGCGCGGCGGUGGGCCGGUCGUCACCUUUGGUCGCAGUUCCAGCGAUCCGGUUCGCGAGACGGUGACGGUGUUCCCGGAGCAACACUACCGACCGCAGCAGCAGCAGCAGCAGCAGCGAUAUCAGUAUUCGGAGACAGCAUUUAGCGUUAGCAGCAACUACAGCGAUGCAUUUCUUCAAGAGCUCACCACCAAUUCCGCGAUGAGUUCGGAGACGGCUGAUGGCUUCUUGUUUGAAGGCCUAUCGAGUCAAAGCACGGUGAGGCCAACCUCUGUGAACAGCAAGCUCGAUCGUUACUUGUUGUGAGAAGACAAGGGAUCAAGAGAGGAGAAGCUUCACUAUCAUUUAGCUUUUUCGGUAUCAAAGGAAUUGAUGGUCAAUGGUCAAAAAUCAAAGAAGGAACUGAGAAUAUAUAUAUAUAUAUAUAUAUAUAUAUAUAUAUAGCUAAUGAAACAUAUUCUUGGUUUACAUUCUUCCUCUUUCCCACAAAAUAUAUAGCUGUGCCAAAAAUAUAUUUCAAGAUAAAUAUUAUUAGAAUAAUAAUCAAAAUAAUGAUUGUUUUUGGAGAAGUAUGUGAACUCUGUAAUCUUGAGGAAAUAGUUAGAAGAAGGUUGGGUUACUGUGA
This is a messenger RNA of Musa acuminata subsp. malaccensis (wild Malaysian banana), 921 nucleotides long. Its product is annotated as VQ motif-containing protein 22. The record is from RefSeq and is a predicted model, not a curated record. Lineage: Eukaryota; Viridiplantae; Streptophyta; Magnoliopsida; Zingiberales; Musaceae.